This is a messenger RNA of Lentinula edodes (shiitake mushroom), 1212 nucleotides long. RefSeq lists its product as uncharacterized. The record is from RefSeq and is a predicted model, not a curated record. Gene Ontology annotation, biological process: DNA integration; DNA recombination. Gene Ontology annotation, molecular function: DNA binding. Lineage: Eukaryota; Fungi; Basidiomycota; Agaricomycetes; Agaricales; Omphalotaceae. The transcript has 6 exons. The coding region runs from base 1 to 1212 and encodes 403 amino acids.
AUGAGCGUCGACAUCUCAACCGAUGAAGGCUACACCGGGCUGCUGAAAACAAUCACACAAGAUAAACAUUUGGAUCCAGCCGAUGUCCUAGACGAUUUAGAGGAAAGCCAUGACCAGCUCGAAGUCGAUAUGUCUGGUCUUGGUGAUGCUGUUCGGGAAGCCUCAAAAGGUGUCUCUGAGAAAACCUCUCAAGAAUAUUUACGGUGUGACCUUAUCAAGCUCGACGGUACCCCUGUGUUGGAGGAACGCUCCACCUACACACAUGCACAGAAGAUGAGAGCUGCUGCAACAUUUGGGUUCGGAAAAAUACACGGCUUAGGGAUGCAGGCAUGGCACCAAAGCGAAAUUUCGGGCAAGAUGCUGGGUAACCCUUCAGUCUCCGAGACGGUUUCUACUUACAUGCUUAGUCUUCGCCGCCGCAAGACGCAGAAGGGGGAUACUCCCAUUAGUGCUCGAGCUGUGUCUUCUGACUUAUUGGAGGAUCUUUACCACUUCAAUAGUCAGCCUCGAUAUCAAGUUCCUCAGACGUUCCAAAGCAGUUUUCAACCAGCUCGCAAAGGCGAACUAGGCCCUCAUUCACGUGCAUCAAUGGACCUUGGCUACAGCUUAGCCUUUUGUGGUCUACUCCGUGUCGAUGAGCUCCUGAAAAUCCAGCUGCAAGAUUUGACGUUGACCGAGAACCCUCUGACUGGGGAAAGUAAACUCAGUUUACAGCUUCCCUUUCGCAAGACUAGCCAGUUCGGAGACAUCAAACCGUUUGUGUUCUAUGAAAUGCCAGACGAAUAUCAGCACAUAUGUGUUGUGCGUGCAUUUGCUCGAUGGAUUCUUGCAUCAGGCUUGACCGAAGGAUAUCUCUUCCGAAAAAUCCGUGCCAAUGAUCGUAUUGCUGAAGAAAAUGAACCUAUGACAUCGGAACAAUUCCUGGAGAUGUUUCGAAACAACUUGCUCGAUGUGGGGGUUGAUUUUGUUCCCUACGGAACUCACUCGUUUAGACGCGGUGGAUGCCAGUGGUUAUCGGUUGAGCGUCGAUGGCCUUUGCGUCAAAUCUGUGAAUGGGGGGGCUGGAGUCAAGAAUUUACGCACUUGACCAUCGUCAAGUACCUUAUUUCAUGGAACGACAACCCUCAUGUCGAUCGAGAUGAUUUCUUCAACAUGAAGCGUGCGCCUGCGAAAGUCUGUCCUACCUGCAACCGCUCUUGUCAUUGUGCUUAG